AUGUUUCACUACGAACAAUUUUUUAACGGAGAAAGUGAUCCAAAUGUUGUGUUUGCCGAACUCGACAAAGGUCUGCACUCUCUAAGAAUAGGAGAACAAUGUGCUGCAAUUGUGAGGUACCCUGAAUUAUUUGAGGAUUAUCCUUUCCCCAUCAUGAUCAAAUCUUCGUUUGUAAAGUUAUCUAAUGUCUUUAGAUCAGGGACGAAUUUUUUGAGACUGUGUGUGGUGCAGGUAGCGGAGCAGAGCAGCCAUCACCUGGAGAAGUUGGGCAAUGUGGAUGAGAUUGUGAGAAGCAUCCACAGUGUCAUAUACAGCAAUGACCCUGUCGCAAGACUUCUGAGCAGUAUGGCAGGUCUUAUAUCAGAGCAGAAGUUUGUGCAUCACAGCAUCCUUUCCAGUCUGGAAUCUCACGACAAAGUUGAAGUCCUGGCAGCUCUUACUGCUGCCUCUGCAUUUGCUGCCAAGUCGCAGAGUUUUGCUAGCAUCAUCUGUUGCAAGUUGUUGGAAAUGAUCGACAAACUGUCCGUGCCCGUGGACAUGAAGGCUAGAUUCAUCCACAUCUGCAAGAACAUGAUGUGUGAUGCUGCCACUUCUUAUAUGGUGCGAAACCUAUGCCUAUCAAUGCUGAAGAGAUACCCAUCCAAUAAGUUUGUGACAUCUGUGCUCCAUACACUUACCCUUUUGUCUUGUCGAUCUCUUGUUCACCUUUCAGAACAGGUAAGUUUGUUGCAGACAUACCUGAUUGAAGAUGGUAGGACGUCAAUCAAGCAGAUGGUGCUGAGAGAUUUGAAGUUGCUUGCAUCGAAGGCACCUCAUGUCUGGACAAGUGAAAAUAUUAAUGUUAUAAAUAGGUUCAUAUGGAGCACUGUGAAUAAUGAAGUGACGAAUGAGAAGUUGCACCUUAUGAGUCUGCAGGUUCUUUCUCAACUGUCUUCGUCCACAGCUGUUGUUUCAUCUAUGAACUUUGAUGAUAUGAAAGAGUGUUACACGUUCGCUUGCUACCAUCCUAAUUUGCUCAUAACCAUACAUGGUCUCAAGUUGUACAUUGAUUUGUCAAUCUUCAAUGUCCAGAUGAAAAAAACUUCUAUUUCAUCUGAAGAUCUGGGUGAUGAUUUAAUAGAGUUGAUGAUAGUGAUAGAUACGUUGAUGAUCAUUUACAUGGGUGAGACUUCUGCCGAAAGUUCAAAAAACGUGUUGAAGGAGGCCUUGAUAAUGAUUCAAAAGUUAUGUCAGUCAUGUCCAUUCCUGAUUGGAUCCCUGGUUGAUCACGUGAUCAGUUUUGUCGCUGACGAUAAUUACUGUGUGGAUAAAAGAAUAAUCCUCUGUGACUUCCUUUCCUCCAUCCAUGCAAACUCCGACAACUCGAUCAGCACUAUGAAGAAAGUUGUUGACGUUCUCUUGACGACUUUAAAAAGUAUCACAGAUGAAGAUCAACAACCCUUUGAUCAAUCUACCCAACAAUUUGUGACUUGUCUCAUUCGAGUUAUACUGCAGUAUCGUUCAGCCAUUCUCGUCAGCAACAUCUCAGCAUCUGCAUCAUGUACCAAUCUUAUGCAAGACAGUAUAAGGAAUUCAAUGAAUAAAGAGGAUGAUGAGAAGGAUGAUGACUUUCAUAAUUUUGUUACUCAUUCUACAAUGAAACUCAAUGGCUGGAUGAUGUACAGGGUUGGCAGACAGCUGGCCAGGUAUGCCUACCACAAGUCGGCGUCAGCAGUUUUUUCAAAAAUUCGUCAUUUGGUGUACGACGAACGUAGGAAUGCAUGGAUGGAUGGCUUGAACAAAUUCUCUAAAGCUGAAUCACUUAUUAGAGAUGCUGGUGAUAGGAAGAAAUCAGGAUUCGCUGGUGGAAGUGUCAUCGGUCGAUCUGGAGAUGUGAGGAUGGAGUUACUGGAAAGAUUGACCAACGCUGUCGAUUACUACCAACUCGCUGUUUCUAAUUUCAAAGCAUCUGCCUGUCUUCAUCAUUCCAUCUUCCAAAUCACGUACACCAAUUUGAGGUGCAAGUUCAUAUUGUGCUGUAUCCAAGUUCUACAAUCGUGCUGCAGCUUCCAAACAGUGCCUCCACCAGCCAUCGCCACGUCACUCGCCAUCAACACCGGACAGGAGAGUCACAAAUGUGAACACGUCCUUAACCAAUUUAAAAGUUGCAUUGAAAAAUUAUUAUCACUGGAGAAAGAAUACAGCGAGCUUCACUCCAGCUGCUUUGAUGCUGACCAACGCACUCUGCAGCACAUUGACAUCUGCCUGGAAAUGUGUCGUCUGAUUUUAAAUGUUCUCAAAGCCGUACUAAGUCACACAAGCGGAACAUUAGACAUGAAAUCGACGCUGAUGGCGGACGCAACGAGCUUCAUAACGUCUCGAGCGUCAUCGUCGGUUGAAGAUAGGUGGUGGAGGUUCAUAAACAAUGAUCUGCUCAACUCUUUGCAACAAUCUCUCGACACUGAAGAUAAUCUUCUUCUCAGUUGUCAGAUAAUAGGCCAAAUCGAGCAGGCUAUAUACAAAUGCACACAGUUUCCACUUCAUUUUCCACGAUUUUUUUUCCAGAAACUACAAGCCACGGAUAUAAGACUGGCCAUCUCUCCGCCUAUGAAAAGUCCUGAUGAUGUUAUACUGGUCAAAUGUGACACGCUAUUUGCCAUCAAAGUCGAAGGCAUUGUUAGUUCUUGUGCAUUUGCGGCGGUGAACCAGCAGAAAAUUUACACUGUCAACAAAAGAAUUAGGAAAGUUCAGUUGACCGUUUCUUCCGAGCAAACAUCUGGGAAGACUAUGAAGUGCCCACCCGUGGGACCGACAACAAUCCACUUUGUUGAAAGAUGCCCCAUGCAAACUGACUACGUGUGCCAUCGAUUCCUCAUUCCCUUCCCCACUCCUGGAUAUUAUCAGAUUUGCAUAGACGCAAAAAUUGUGGAUGUCGAAGAAAGAGUUUGGUCGAGUUGCGCUAAGUCGUUCUUAAUGGUGCAAGCUUAUGAUGAAGUCUUGUUGAGACAACAACAACAGCAACAACAAGCACAUGCCUAA
Helobdella robusta is the source of this 3018-nucleotide messenger RNA. RefSeq lists its product as hypothetical. NCBI's taxonomy places the organism in Eukaryota, Metazoa, Annelida, Clitellata, Rhynchobdellida, Glossiphoniidae. The transcript is spliced from 24 exons. The record is from RefSeq and is a predicted model, not a curated record. The coding region runs from base 1 to 3018 and encodes 1005 amino acids. Gene Ontology annotation, cellular component: integrator complex. Gene Ontology annotation, biological process: snRNA 3'-end processing.